Messenger RNA from Myxocyprinus asiaticus (Chinese sucker), 1437 nucleotides. RefSeq names its product MIS12 kinetochore complex component (gene mis12). The transcript has 2 exons. Lineage: Eukaryota; Metazoa; Chordata; Actinopteri; Cypriniformes; Catostomidae. Gene Ontology annotation, cellular component: nucleus; chromosome, centromeric region. The record is from RefSeq and is a predicted model, not a curated record. Bases 51 to 698 code for a protein of 215 amino acids. Gene Ontology annotation, biological process: mitotic cell cycle; mitotic sister chromatid segregation; kinetochore assembly.
CCUGUACCGACACAUGAAGCAGGUUGAACUGAGCGCGGGCUGCUGCAGAAAUGGCGGAGAGCGGAGCUUCAAUGGGAUCUGAAUCCCUCCAGCUGUAUGAAGCACAGUUCUUCGGCUUCACACCUGAGACCUGCACUUCACGAGUCCGUGACGCCUUUCGAGAUUCCCUUAAUCACAUACUGCUAGCUGUCGAGUCUGUAUUUGUGAAGAGGUUGUGUUCAGGGGAGGAGCCGUCCGCCGAGCUCCGGCUAAAAGCCAGAGAGAGCACCCAAAAGCUGCGACAUUUCCUCCAGGAGCGCUUUGAAGUCAUGUUUCAGCGCAUGAAGGGGAUGCUGAUGGACCGUGUCCUCUCCAUCCCUCAUAACAUAUUACUGCCCAAUGACCAGCUGCACCAGAAAUAUCCCGAAGGCAAAGAAGACCUCACGAAGAUGCAGGACUCUAUUGCAAAACUGCAGCAGGCUUAUCAAGCUGAGGUGUGUGCCAAGCAAGCGCUUCUCGCUGAACUUGAGGAGCAGAAAGAGACGCAGAAACAGCUGGAUGAGGUGCUGAGAUGGAUAGAGGAGCUGCGGCUCUCGUGGAGACGAGAGGGGAUGGGAAGUGUCCAAGACAGUAUCCGACACAUGAUGGAGACUGUGGGCCAGUUGCAAGAUGUUGUUGGAAAGAUUAGCAAGCAGAAUAAAGGACUGGAUGAACUGUGAUGGUUUAUACAUAGUGUUCAAGACAACAAGCAAAAAUCAUAAGAGAUCAUUUUUAAUGGUUUGUCAAUAGAGCUGUUCAAUAGCAGCAGAAUAAAAUAGUAGUUUCCUUCCGAGUUUUAGGACCAUACAAAUGACCAUGAUGUAAUUGCAUGACCCAUCCACCAGGGUGAAGCAGUGCACAAUUUAUUUGUGUAAAGAUUUUCAAGUACAAUUACAUUAACAUACAAGUGCUGGGAUCAUUCGGCUUCAAAGCAGUACAUUUGUAAUCGGGCAAUUUUUCUCGGACGUUUAAAAUGCACUCCAUCUCUCCCCUCCUCAAAGUCACUGGGUUUUUCUCAUUUACGAUUCAGUCCCUUUGAUGUUCAGUACAGUCAGAUCUGCAUUAGAUUAGUCCAAAUUUCCCACAAGGCCCAAACUGAUGUCUCCAACAGCUUGGUUGGUUUUACACGUGAGCAGCAACUUAUAUGUUGUUUGAGAAGAUUUAAGGUCCUUUCCUUGAUGUUCAGAGGAGAAAGGUUUCAAGUUCACAUUGGGUUGUAAAGAGGAUUAGCCCCUGCAGGGAAGGACCCAACGUCUGUACAUACUGUAGUUUGCAUCCUAAAAUGCACGAUCUUGGAUUGGGUUGCUAAGAGCCAGUGUCAGUCUGGAAAGUCAGCAUUUGAAAUAAAUGGAAAGGGGGAUCACCUGCUUGUUUUGACCAUGAUUGUAAAUGGCAAUAAAAUGAAUUUUUGUGUUUGUA